Messenger RNA from Gamsiella multidivaricata, 1713 nucleotides. Its product is annotated as P-loop containing nucleoside triphosphate hydrolase protein. NCBI's taxonomy places the organism in Eukaryota, Fungi, Mortierellomycota, Mortierellomycetes, Mortierellales, Mortierellaceae. Gene Ontology annotation, molecular function: RNA binding; RNA helicase activity; ATP binding. The coding region runs from base 1 to 1713 and encodes 570 amino acids. The record is from RefSeq and is a predicted model, not a curated record. The transcript has a single exon.
AUGCAGAGACCAACCUAUGGGCCUGUCAAUAUCUUGCCACCAUCCGGAUCAGUCUCAACAACAACACGCCCACAGAAGGCAGGCGAUCCACCAUAUCAUUAUAACCGUCCCCGUACACCUUAUUUCAGCACCAGGAUAGUGGCCAACAUCACAGGGUAUGUGGAAUUGCCGCGGGUAGCUGCCAUGUCAGUACAGGACGUCAAGAACUUGAGAGACGCGCAUCAAAUUUACGUUCAAGGAAAGCAGAUUCCAAAGCCAGUCCUAUCCUUUGACGAUUGCCGCCUUCCUUCAAUAAUGCAUGCGAACCUUAUCGAGAACGGAUACAUUCAACCGCGCGGGGCUCAAAUGCAGGUCGUUCCAGCAGGUCUAUGUGGGCGGGACAUGAUCGUAUCGGCGGAAACAGGAGCAGGAAAGACAGCAGGGUUCUUGAUCCCUGUUUUGACUCAUGCCUACGGCCUGUCCCAGUUGCCAGGAGAAGCAAUGGAGGGUCCAUAUGCCCUGGUAUUGACGCCAACCCGAGAAUUGGCCAUCCAGAUCGAGGAGAUUAUUAAGUCCAUGGUCAAAGGCAUGCCCAAUAUGCGUACGGCAUCACUUAUAGGUGGCCAAGCCAUGGCGAACCAGGUUCACCGACUGAAGCAAAACAUCCAGGUCGCCAUCGCAACACCUGGGCGGUUGGUGGAUAUUCUAGCUAGGCAUGGUGAAAUAUCGUUCUCCAACGUGUUUUGCCUUGUCCUAGACGAGGUGGAUCUAAUGUUCAGUAUGGGCUUUCGGAAGCAAGUAGUACGAAUCCUCAAUGUCCUCCCGGAACCGCCCAGUGGAAGGCAGACCAUUAUGUGUUCAGCCACGAUCUCGAAACAGAUCGAACAGUUUACUGCGAAGCUAUUGCACAACGCCAUCAACAUCCGCAUUGGCGAUAUCAAGAAGAAGGUUCUCAAGGACGAUCAAUCCUGCGCCCGCAUCUCGAGCGUAUUUUCGCCAUCAUCGCAGAUCAAGCAAACAAUCCUCUGGGUCGAGAACGCCUCCAAGAUGAAGCAAUUGUUAUCGCUUCUUCAUGACCCUACUUAUUUUCGUCCGCCAGUCUUGAUUUUCGUCGAAUCUCGAGUGGGAGCUGAGCUUUUGGCUCAUGCGAUCCAAGUGAAAUGCCCUUCCAUUACCGCAGUAUCAAUGCACGGAGACAGGUCUCAUGACGAGCGAUCGGCCAUUAUAAAGUCGAUCUUGGAUGGCACCGUUCCUGUGGUUGUUGCAACGGGACUCCUGGCUCGAGGAUUGGAUCUUAAGGUUGCGACGGUUAUCAACUUUGACAUGGCUCCAUCCAUUCAGGAGUACGUCCACCGUGUGGGGAGAGCGAACCCUGACGCUGCAACCAAAGCCGCCGCUGGGAUCCGAAGAGGCCCAAAACUGGGCGGAAUGGCCUGGGCAAUCACGUUUAUCAACAACGACCAUUAUUCGCUCCUCGGCGAGUUUGCCAACAUGCUUCAUGGAUUGGCUUUUGAGCAAGUAACGCCGCUUCCGAUCCAAUUGAAGCAGCUCGUGGUCGCCACUCCUCCCAUGCAAAACUCUGGACAAACAUCGAGCCGAUCAGCUCAGAAGGGACCUGGUGCAGCAAAGACAUUCAAGUCCACUCCUCCAAAGCGCAAGGCUAACUCAUCUCAAUGCCAGCAGGGUCAGCAUAGAUAUUCGGGGCAAAGGGGCAAGAAGCGCAAGCGAGCCUAA